Molecule: messenger RNA, 1403 nt
Organism: Colletotrichum scovillei
Lineage: Eukaryota; Fungi; Ascomycota; Sordariomycetes; Glomerellales; Glomerellaceae
Exons: 3
Coding region: 306-1277 (323 amino acids)
Source: RefSeq, a predicted model, not a curated record
CGGCCCAGGUGCAGCUGAAGGGCGUAUUGAUUGGCGGUGACGACGACCUCACUCUUCAGCUAUCUAGAUUCGUCGAUAGCUUUAGUCCUCAUUCGACUCGCCGGGACUCGAUACGAAGUCCAGCCUCGGCGCUUGACCUAUUCCGCUCGCGUUCACUUUCCGUCCUCGCUCCGCUUCUCGUCUAAGCCUCGUUCUUCAGAGUAGCUAUAUUCUCGUGUCUUUGUCUAGUAUCUGCUUGAGACUUGAAAAAAUAUUCAAGUGACACUACACUCCAAAAAAAACCAACGUCUUCUUAUACUUCCAACAUGGGCUCUGAACUCGUCUCGACCGAUGCCAAGAACAAAUUGGAAGAUUUGUCUGGCAUCACGAUCCUGCCCGGUCAAAAUCCAUAUGAAGCCUUCAUUAAAGCUUGCAAUGAUAACCCAGCGGAGAUCCAGGCUCUCUACCAAGCCCACAGAACGAAGAGAAAUGAGCAGCAGAGGCAAAAGUUCAUUGCUCCUGACUUCAAGGAGCUCAUCAUUGACCCUUUCCUUCUGAGAUUGGAAAAUCCGGAGAUGGAACCGGGUUUCCAGGACCCUCGUAACUGCUUGGUGCUUUGGGCUCGGCCGCCGGAUCACAUCGUGCAACUCUCGGCUUAUCUGCAGUCUUUGCUAAAGAAGGCCGCACCGAGUAUCUGGCUCAUGCCCCAACACCGAAUGCACCUUACAACUCUCGAGGUGACGCACUCCAAGACGCCCCAAGAGAUCAUCACUCUCACGGAUAACAUGCGCUCGGCGAUCCCCUACAUCACGGACUACACCUACUCCCACAGGUCCCGUCUCGUAAGGCCCAUGAUCUCCUACGACCUCUCCGCCUUCGCCGUCUCCUUCCUCCCGGCCUCUGGCGAGCCGCCCCUGAGCCCGCCCCCGGCGCCGACCGCCCAGCAACAGGCCAUCGUGCAGGGGGACGACUACACCUACCACCACCUCCGCCGCGACAUCUUCACCCUCGCGCAGUCGACGGGCGUGCAGAUCGAGUCGAGGUACCAGGUGCCGAGCGCGCACAUCACGCUGGGUCGGUACCUUACGGAGAAGGACCACGAUACGCCCGAGGCGAGGAAGAAGUGGGUUGAGGCCAUUGACGAGAUCAACGCGUGGCUUGAGAAGGAGGUUUGGGACCGUCCGGAUGCCGAAUGGAUUGGGGAAUGGGUUGUUGGGCAGGAAAGGGGUUUGGAUGCCCGUAAUGGGCAGCUGUGGUACGGAGGCGGGAGGACGAUCAAGCUAGGGGAGGGCUUCUGAGACGGAAACCUGGCUGGGCGCCUCGGCGUCUGGGCGUGUUGCAGAAACGAACUCAAGAUCUAGAUGAGGGAUAGACGGCGUGGCAGAGAUGACGCGGCUGAUCUGAUUCACAUUGGACAAAUAGAU